Messenger RNA from Mus pahari (shrew mouse), 2324 nucleotides. RefSeq names its product cytoskeleton associated protein 2 (gene Ckap2). The transcript is spliced from 9 exons. The record is from RefSeq and is a predicted model, not a curated record. Gene Ontology annotation, biological process: negative regulation of microtubule depolymerization. Gene Ontology annotation, cellular component: microtubule cytoskeleton. NCBI's taxonomy places the organism in Eukaryota, Metazoa, Chordata, Mammalia, Rodentia, Muridae. Bases 28 to 2046 code for a protein of 672 amino acids.
CCGGUGCCGAGGCGCGAGCAGUAAGCGAUGGCCGAGUCCAGGAAACGCUGCCUUAGCAGGGCUGCGAGGAAUCCCUUGCCGGUGCCCCGGGACCUGCAGCUGCCCCCGACCAGGCGAAACCAGCCGGCCUUCCGAGAACAAAGGAAACAAAAACUCAAGGAAUAUCUGUUAAUACGAAAAACAGUGUUUCCAUACAAACAAGAAAGUCAGCUAUCCAGAAAUCAGAAAAUGAUGACGUCUGAGGAUCAGGUCCAAGAAGGGAAAAAAGUUGUGAAACUCAAAACAGAAGUGGCUGAUAAAGAAAAUAUUGGAAGUACAGUUGAGAAAAACUGCAUUCCAUUAAAAGCUGGAGAAGUAACCAGCUCAGAAAUACAUAAUUUGAAGGAUAAUGUUCAAGCUGUGCAGUUAUUAUCAACGAGAGAUGAUUUGCCAGCUCAGACUGUGACAUUAGACCAGUCAUGUCACCAUAAAGACAAUAAAAACAUGCAGAUGACUGCGGAGAAGCCCAAACAAGACGCUAACCUGUCUAAAAAGCGAGUGCUUGGCUAUUAUCAUGGCCAGAUUGUUCAGUCUAAGAUUAAUUCAUUUAGAAAGCUUCCCAGUGUCAAAGGCGAGAGUCUUGCAACAACCAAGAAACUUCCCACUACUGUGUCUAAAGCCACGAAGGCUCAGUGUGAGCCUGUGAACACUGUCAGUGUAAAAACCUCAAAUACAGCUGCUGCCUCCAAGCCUGCAUACCCUAAACCUGUGAGCACCACGUCGAAGGACACACUUGUGCGACCACCUAUCCGAAGCCUCCACAGUAGUACUCACGGAGCUGCGAAACAGGGCCUCAGCAGGCCCCUUGCCAAGGUUACAGUCAGAAAAGGGUUGCUUGAAAAGGAGUCACAUCGAUCAGAACCAGUUGUGUCUGUUGUCAAAGCCAGUUCUUCUCAGGACACAAAAAGAGACAAGGCCCCACCAAGAAGCAUAACAUCUAAAGAUGCAACCAGGACUAAUUCAUCUAACACCAGAGUGGUGGUCAAGUCAAAAGAUGCAGACCAGCGCAGAUACACGAUCGCAGGAGCGAGUGUUCAUAGAUCAGCUCAGCUCAAGGACACCACAGCAGAGAGGAAAGCUCAGAUGACUGAGUGGAGAACUGGCAAAGGAAACGGGCUAAAACGACCUCCUCAUUCAGUAGUCGCCCAGGCUGAGCCAAAGGGGCAAAGUGAAAACCCAGUUGGGUCCUUUUGGACUACCAUGGCAGAAGAAGAUGAGCAGAGAUUAUUUACUGAAAAAGUAAACAAAACAAUUUCUGAAUGCCUGAACCUUAUUAAUGAGGGAUGCCCAAAAGAAGAAAUUUUAGCUACAUUGAAUGACCUGAUUCAUAAUAUUCCAGAUGCCAAAAAACUUGUUAAAUAUUGGAUAUGUCUUGUACGUAUUGAACCAAUCACAAGUCCUAUUGAAAAUAUUAUCUCAAUCUAUGAGAAGGCCAUUCUGGCAGGGGCUCAGCCUAUUGAAGAGAUGCGACAUAUAAUCAUAGAUAUUCUAACAACGAAGAAUCAAGAAAAAGUCAAUUUGGGAGAAAAUAUUGAAGAGGCUCAUGCAACCAAGGAACCUGUCCAAGAAGUAAAUGUUGACGCUAAUCUAGGGUCAGGAAAACUGGAAGAGAAGGAUGAAGGUCAUGGAAAAGUUGAGGUUUAUGAAGACGAACAAGACAAAAAAAUAAAAGAUCCAACCAACGAUUUAACAACCCCAGACUCAAAAACUGAAGCAGGUUGCAUAAUUCGAUAUAAUGUAUCUUCUACACCUCGGUUGCAAAGUAUGAAAAAGACGCAACAUGAUAAAAAUUCCACAUUUAAAGAGCUAAAGUUCCUGACACCAGUGAGACGCUCACGACGCAUUCAAGACAAGACUUUACAGCUGCCAGCCAUGCUAAAAGACCACGACCCUUCUGUGUCUUCCCUGGAGCAGUUGUCGGAGUUGGGAGGGGAUGCUUUUGUUUGCCGCCCUAAUGCGGCACUGUGCCCUCUGUUCUUUGAGACCGACGUAGCAGAAGAGGAAUAGCAGUCCCAAGGCCUGAGCAGUUAUAGUUGUGUUACUCCUGUGGCCGUGCAUGUGCACCACUUUAUAGUAGGUCUGAAGUUGUCCACAUGCCUAAGUAUGAUACAGGUGAACUCCAGUAGCUUGUUUAUUGUGUUUUUAAAAUAUAAUGUUGGCUGCUUCACUUUACUAGUUACUUACAGUUAAAGAAGCAUAAUCAGAAAAUGUAGUCUAUAUAAAUUUAUAUUUUUAUGUUGACUUUGUUCCUAAUAUGUUUAUAAUAAAUAUAUAUGUAUGAUGUU